UAAUUAUUAAUUAAUAUAUUGUAAAAUGGGAGGCUUUUAGAAAUAUCCAAUUCCUCGUUAUGUGUUGGUAAUUAUCUUUUUAUAAAUGUAUAUAGAGUGAUGCCUGGCUUUACAAUAGACAAUGGUUUAGACAUUCAGUACAUGUAGCAAUUCCAACAUUAAUUCUCUCAUUCCUAAUUUAUAGAGGAGGAGUAGCAUCAUAGACAUAGAAGAUGGGAGAAGACUAUUAUGUUGAUCCAUAGGAUUAUCAAUCACCAAAGAAAUUGAUUUUCUGAGACUUAAAACACAAAAAUAUAAAUAUAUAAUAAAAUGCAAUCAACCAACACUUCAAGUCCCUAAAAACCAUCAACUGCUUCUGCAAGUAUUACUUAUUUUACAUAAAAUCAGGUAAAUCAAUUGGACCCUAUCGUACUGUAAUUUUAAAUAGAAAUAUCUCUUUUAGAUUAUUACUACUUAUGCCCC
This is a messenger RNA of Paramecium primaurelia, 462 nucleotides long. The record is from the annotation of a GenBank genome assembly. NCBI's taxonomy places the organism in Eukaryota, Ciliophora, Oligohymenophorea, Peniculida, Parameciidae.